Molecule: messenger RNA, 1940 nt
Organism: Misgurnus anguillicaudatus (oriental weatherfish)
Lineage: Eukaryota; Metazoa; Chordata; Actinopteri; Cypriniformes; Cobitidae
Product: inhibitory synaptic factor 1
Biological process (GO): inhibitory postsynaptic potential
Cellular component (GO): postsynaptic density
Source: RefSeq, a predicted model, not a curated record
GCUGACACAGUUCCCGGUCGAUUUGUGAUGUGGAGCAAGAAAAUGAAUACAGGCAGUUAUAUGCGCGCCUCCCUCUCGCGCGUAAUUACGGUAGGACGAGCGAUUUCCUGAUGUACCUACUUGCGUCUUUCCUAUUCAUUACUUUUCUUAAUGGGAUAAUCUGGUCCGCGUCUAUUGCUGCAGAGCAGACGCAUUCACAAUUCACGAGCCUGCACUGCAACACACCGAAUUGAAUUAACUGAGGUAGCAAGUGAAUGAAAAUAAAAUCAAGCUCGGAAGUGAAUUGAUGCGUGUGUUGUGGGAUGAUGACGUAUACAUUAAGCAACCAUUAACAGUAUGCGUUAUGAGAGGAAGAUAUAAGUGUAUGUGCUUUUAAUGGUGAGUGAGUGAGAGAGAAACGAGCAAGGGGAGGUUUCAAAGACCAAGCAUUACUGAGUUACAGAGAGCAGGGUUGAAACAAAGGUGUUGCGCGUGUCUCAGAUAGGGUGAGAGAUACGCGGUGCGGGAACACAGUGGGAGCACAACAAAGCCCGGGAACUCUGCGGAAGCUUUUUAUAGACAUACGGAGAGCUGAUCAUUUCAGUGAUGGGUUAGCUAACCUGGAUGUCACUCUGACUCUCUGUCAGAGUGGUCUGUCUUUGCUGCAUGGAUCCUUGACAUCUCAAAAAAAGAUUUUUGCAGUCUUCCCAGGGUGUCACAAGGGAUGGAUUAUUUUCCUGACAGCUCUCUCCUGGACCGGCAGUGUGACUUUGACCCAAGAAUUGGUCUUUCAUUCAGAUGGGACCAAAUCUCACCGUAAGGGUCUUCAGACAUGACGCCCAGAGUCCUCUCCCCUUGUCACGGCUGCUGUCGUCCCCUCAUGAAGGAUGUUUCACAGCGCAGUGACAGGACCAAAGCCUGACCUGAUCGAGAGCCCUGACCGCAGAGCAGAGAUCCGCAGGCACGUUAAGAUGGUCAUGGAGCAGCUGGAGGAAGUUCUCGCAGAGCUCAAGGACGUGGCGAAAGAGCUUCGAGAGGUUGUGGCUCAAAUUGACAAAUUAACAUCAGAUAUUCACCUUGACCCUGAAGAUGACCUGACGUUUACUUGCUGCAGUGAGGAUCACAUGAGAUCACCGGAUGACCUCUUUCACGCCGGGAUGUUUUCCAGCAUCCGUGACCUCUCGAAGCACGUUCCUCCGCUAGACCCGACCGCAGCUAGAAAACGAGAAAGAAACGUGUAUCAUAAGAGCUGCGGAGAUUUACCAGGCCUGAAUGGACCAUUAAAGCCUCAAGAUAACCUAAAAGCCUCCUGGCUCUAUGGAUCUGGAGGUAGGAUCCACUACUAUGACAAAACGCUAUAUCAUGCUCUGUGCUGCGAUGAUGAUGAUGAUGAUGAUGAUGAUGAAGAUAGAGGUGGCAUGAGAUCCUCCAGACUCUCUUCCACCGAUUCAGUGUUUUCAUCUUCACCACGGCUUCUGACGCCCACAUCCGUUCGUAAGGCUCAUCGUAGUUGCAGUACGCAAACCGUUUCUGAUAAAAGCACACAAACUCACUUUCCAUACAUGCCAAGCAAAGACCUUGACUAUAGGAACUAAAUCUCUGAUUCUGCUAUUUGUUGAAAAUGAUUUUGUGCAUCUUUAUUCCUGACUAAUAAUGAUAUUGAUUUAUUGUUUUCUUUAUUCUCAUGGGGUUUGCAAGAACAAUUUAACAGCAUUUUGAUUCAUUAUAUGAAUGACUGAAUAAUCAUGCAUUUCCACAGAUCAUUAACACUUUAUCAAAGCCCCCUAAAGAGUGAGAAUUGGUUUUGGUCACACCCACAGUGCGCAGUAAACAGACGCAGUUAAAUCGAGCGGGUGGUACGCUUUCAUGGAAUAUAAAUAAUAGGCUUUAUAUUAAGCUGUUAUUUCUGAAAACCCUGCUGCAUUAUUAAUAAAAUGAUGGAUCAAACUUUUGGCAGCCAU